UGAAGAUGAGCAAGCCCGUAACGACUUCAACAUAUGUCCGCUGCAUUAGCUACGGGCUCAUGAGGCGCCUGGCAGAUUUCAUCGAUCCACAAGAAGGGUGGAAAAAAUUGGCAGUAGAUAUAACCGAUCCCUCUGGUGAAAGCAGAUACAACCAAAUGCAUAUAAGGAGAUUUGAGGCAUUUGUGCAAAUGGGCAAAAGCCCCACCUGUGAAUUACUUUAUGACUGGGGAACGACAAACUGUACAGUCGGUGAUCUUGUGGAUCUACUGAUUAGGAAUCAAUUCUUAGCACCAGCAAACCUUUUGCUUCCAGAAGCUGUAAGGAUGGCAGAAGAAGUUACGUUACCUCUUUCUUCACAGGAAACUUUGCCUAUAGGUGAGAAACAGCUGCCUGUACAGGAAGAAAAAGUGCCAUCUGUAAAGCCUGUUUUAGCUCAGAGUACUGAGAAGCAACAUUCAGCUCCUUCCUGCUCAAGUGAAGAAAGUAAAGGAUCAGAGUCUAAUAACACAGAUUUCCAUAACUUUUGGUUUCAUGACUUGGAAAGUAUUACAAAUAAUUUUGAUAUGCGACCAGAAUCAGCUGGAGGCAAUAAACUGGGAGAAGGUGGCUUUGGCAUUGUGUUCAAGGGCUACAUCAAUGGCAGGAAUGUGGCUGUCAAGAAGCUUGUUGCUAUGGUCGAUGUUAGUGCUCAAGACUUGAAAAAGCAAUUUGAUCAAGAAAUAAAAAUAAUGGCAAAGUGUCAGCAUGAGAAUCUAGUAGAAUUACUUGGUUUCUCAAGUGAUGGUGCUCAGCCAUGUCUGGUGUAUGAAUACAUGCCCAAUGGUUCAUUGCUUGACAGACUUGCUUGUCUGGAUGGCACUCCACCAAUUCCUUGGAAUACAAGAUGUGAAAUUGUGCAAGGUACUGCAAAUGGCAUCAACUUUUUGCAUGAAAAUAAUCAUAUUCACAGAGAUAUUAAAAGUGCAAAUAUCUUAUUAACUGAUACAUAUGUGCCCAAAAUUUCUGACUUUGGACUUGCAAGAGCAUCUGUUUCAUUCACACAAACAAUCAUGACUGAAAAGAUUGUUGGAACAGCAGCCUAUAUGGCACCAGAAGCUCUGCGAGGAGAGAUAACACCUAAAGCCGAUAUCUUCAGUUUUGGAGUAGUUUUGCUGGAAAUAAUAACAGGGCUUCCUCCAGUAGAUGAAAAAAGGGAGCCACAGUUACUGUUAAGUAUCAAAGAUGAAAUUGAGGAUGAGGAAGCAACUGUUGAGGAUUAUGUUGAUGAAAAGAUGAGUGGCUGGGAUGCACCUUCAGUUCAUAGAAUGUAUUCAAUUGCUGGUCAGUGUCUGAAUGAGAGAAAAAACAGAAGGCCAGACAUUAAGAUGGUCCAACAGCAUCUACAAGAGAUAAAAACUUGAUAUGUAUUUCUUCUAAUACACAAAUGCUUUUGUAAUGGAGUAGAAUGCAGUAGCAAAUGUUUUAUUAGUAUUUAGUGCAAUAUCAUCAUCUUCUCUGCUUUCCAGAACUUUCUGGUCUGCAUGUAAGGUGUGUGGUUGGCCCGUCACCACUGUGCUGAUUUUGUUAACUUGAGCAGUCUUUUCAAAUAUCCUUAAACACUGGGCCUUCAACAUGAGAAAACUUCUUCUGCAUUCAUAAGUUGAAGUGCUGGUACUUCUUCUCCUCAGCUCUGUAAAAUGCAUUUCCAUAUGAGAAUCUGUUUUGAUUCUUUUGAUUUCCAGGUGUCGUCUGCCGCAAAGGCAUGUGACAGUAACAGUAAAAUUCAUUUUCUACUAAAUGCCUUUUGAUCAGGUGUGGUAGACCUUUGCUUAUUGAAGACAAAAAACAUUUCAUGGAUAUAAAUGACAUUUUCUUUUCAGGAAAAGACAAUCGUAGUACCCAUUUGAAACAGCCUUUAUUUAACAUUUUAAUUUGAGAGUUCAUAUUAGUGUGAGUGGACAGCUAGUGCUGGUGAAGGGGGCUAUUUUUUCAACAAAUGCUGCAGGCUGAUCUUGAUUUCAAGGCUAUCCAAGCAAAAUAAUUGUCUUGCAGUGCAAAUGGAAAAAUACAUAGGGCAUUCUUCCAGUGAACUCUGUGAUGACAAACCUUUGCAUUUUUGUUCAUUGGAACGGUCUAAGCUACUUUGAACGUUUUACACUUUAGGAGAAGAUUCCAUAUGGAUUAUAAGAACAGAUGGUUUCUUUGUUAAAGGGGCCCCCUUAAGAUACUGGAAGGCCACAGUAAGGUCUCCUUGGAGCUUUUCUGCUCUCCAGACUGAAUAGCCCCAACUCUCUCAGUUUGUCUCCAUACUAAUUCUGUGUUUUCCUUAGUCAAAUCACUUAAGUUGUGGGG
Molecule: messenger RNA, 2331 nt
Organism: Dryobates pubescens (Downy woodpecker)
Lineage: Eukaryota; Metazoa; Chordata; Aves; Piciformes; Picidae
Gene: IRAK4
Product: interleukin 1 receptor associated kinase 4
Exons: 11
Coding region: 6-1400 (464 amino acids)
Biological process (GO): protein phosphorylation; signal transduction
Molecular function (GO): protein serine/threonine kinase activity; magnesium ion binding; ATP binding
Source: RefSeq, a predicted model, not a curated record